GAAAACACACGCAUCACCACCAGCACCACCCGCUCCCACCACGGCCAGAGACAGCCCGAGAGAGGUUGAUGCGCCCGGAGGAUGCGCCACCGCAGCAGCCGGGAGAGGGAAGAGUGCGAAUCGAUUGCGGCUCGGCUGUCUUUUGUCUGGCCUGGGGCAGGCAGACAACGUUUCUCACACUAUCAACAGAACGGCAAAACUAAUUCCACCAUCACCCCGCUCGCCUCCUCCGAUUGGUCACAAUCAAUCAGCCAACACCACCGAACACACACGCACACACACACACACGCGGUUACCAAGCGCAUUGGUGAAGGUGUUGUUGUUGUUUUUUGUGUGUGUGCGACAAAGGCGGCACGAUCAAAACAAGAUGAAUCAACGGUGAAACCCCCACCCCAUGCAUCCCCAUCUUGGCCACCCUCAAUGUGUGUUGCAUUAUUCGUCCUACGGGGCAGCUUGCUCUUGCCCGGCGGAGAAUUUACUUCCAGUUGCCAGUUAGUGGUCGGUGUUGUUGUUUGUUUUGCUUCUAGCGACUUUGGGGCGCUUCGAUUCGUCUCUUGGUUGGUGGUGGAAAGCGGCAUCCAAACGAAGCUGCCGUCGAGCUUAAAGGAAACAGCCGUCGGACACUGCACACAUUUUGUUCCCUUGCUUGCGUUUAGGCACUUAAGGAAAACUCUCCCCCAGCGCCUGUAACCAACUCCUGUCCGUCUGACAUUGCACGUUCGAUGUGGCACAGUAUAGUGUCAAGUCAUUGUGAAUUAUAUUGGUGCAGCGUGACCGGUUAGCUUUUCCUGCUCCUUUCGGUCCCGGUCCCGGUCGUCGGCUGUACGUUCGUCGCUUGUACCGCUCCGCAAGCGUAGGCAUCACCGCAUGCGUCAGCAGCAGCACGGGAGCAAAGGAAACAGUGAAACAUCACCACGCGCACCCACCUGACAAACACACCCCCCAACCCGCGGAGCCGAGGGCAGCCGAGACGUGCCGUGGCAGAGAGAGAGAGCGUGUGUGUGUGUGUCUGUCCGUUUUUUGUUGUUGAGAUAUUUAUGGUGCUUCCAAUCCAAGUUCGAACCGAUCGCAAAAACCCGAUAUAAAUAGGUUUGCGCGCGCUACCGGGGACUUUCCGGUGGACGGGGCGGUACAGGAGGACGCACCGGGCAGUCUAGCCGACGCGUGCACCACCGCGAGUGGGAGCAUCAUCCGUUCCUCCGCGCCGAGGACGGUUGUUGCCCCGUCCUCGUUCUCCGGCUUUACCGCACACCGGGGCGAAGAAGCCCGCCGGCAGCUGGAGCAGCAGCAGCAGCAACCGGAGCAGCCAACCGUGCACGACCGGUUACGGCCCGCGCCGCCAAGAAGCAUGUCCGGCACGACGGGCAAGCGCAAGGAGAUCUACAAAUAUCUCGCCCCAUGGCCGCUCUACUCGAUGAACUGGUCGGUGCGGCCGGACAAGCGCUUCCGGCUCGCCCUCGGCAGCUUCGUCGAGGAGUACAACAACAAGGUGCAGAUCAUCAGCCUGGACGAGGACACGAGCGAGUUCAGCGCGAAAAGCACGUUCGACCAUCCCUAUCCGACGACCAAGAUCAUGUGGAUACCGGACUCGAAGGGCGUGUAUCCGGAUCUGCUCGCGACCAGCGGCGACUACCUGCGGCUGUGGCGGGCCGGUGAGCCCGACACCCGGCUCGAGUGCGUGCUGAACAACAACAAAAACAGUGACUUCUGCGCCCCGCUCACCUCGUUCGACUGGAACGAGGUCGACCUGAACCUGGUCGGCACGUCCUCGAUCGAUACGACCUGCACGAUCUGGGGCCUCGAGACCAGCCAGCCGCUCGGGCGCGUCAACCUCGUCUCCGGCCACGUCAAGACGCAGCUGAUCGCGCACGACAAGGAGGUGUACGACAUUGCGUUUUCGCGGGCGGGCGGCGGCCGCGACAUGUUCGCGUCGGUCGGCGCCGAUGGCAGCGUGCGCAUGUUCGACCUGCGCCACCUCGAGCACUCGACCAUCAUCUACGAGGAUCCGGCCCACACGCCGCUGCUGCGGCUCGCGUGGAACAAGCAGGACCCGAACUACCUCGCGACGGUCGCGAUGGACAGCUGCGAGGUGAUCAUACUGGACGUGCGCGUCCCGUGCACCCCGGUCGCCCGGCUCAGCAAUCAUCGCGCGUGCGUGAACGGUAUCGCGUGGGCGCCGCACAGCUCCUGCCACAUCUGUACGGCGGGCGACGACCACCAGGCGCUGAUCUGGGACAUCCAGCAGAUGCCGCGACCGAUCGAGGACCCGAUCCUCGCGUACACCGCGGCCGAGGGCGAGGUCAACCAGAUACAGUGGGGCGCCACCCAACCGGACUGGAUCGCGAUCUGCUACAAAACGGCGUGCGAAAUACUGCGCGUCUAAGGCCGUUCCUCUGUUAGGCUUGUAGCGGUUGUUUUUAUUUUCUACAUUUUUUUUUAUUUUUUACAAUUUUUUUUUCCAUUGCAAACUCAUUACGCUCAGAAGGUACAGCGGGGCAGCCCAAACCCCAAACACUCGCUAUCCAAUUUAUGCUGUAGGUAGAUUUUUUUUUUUGGUUAGUUUACGCUAGAUUAAUUUACAGCCACGCCGCGGUACACACGCGGUGCUGGAACGAAAAUUGUACAUUUGCUUGGUUUGAUGAGUCUAAACCAUUCCUUCCCCCCCCCCCCCUAUCCCUGUGCGCUACAGCAGGCUCCAACCUGCGCGCACAAACGUCGUGUCACCAUUGUCUGGCUUUGGUAGCGAGAGAUUCGAACUUACCUGCUAAUGAUUUUGAAUGCGACUUAUUGUUUGUUGGAAAAGAGUAGCUUUUAUUUACACCCAACAACGGCAUCAUGCCAUGCACCGCCACAUACUCAAUGCGCGCACCCCGCUACGCAGCAUCAAUACGCAAAAAGACAUGUUUGACACGGAGUGUCCGAACGAACGUAUAGGUUAGGCAGCUUCCUGCGCUAGCUUUACACAGCUGGGCGGGAAAGCAUUCUUUCACGCUUCCACUCCUCCUCCAACACACUGCGCUGUAUCAUUUACGCAUCGGAAGGCAAGGGCGAUAAUUCGCAGAGGUAGCUUUACAUACCGCAGUCGCUGGAAACCUGACGAACGGUGAACCCUUCAAACGAGCCUAAUUUGAAUAAUCGUGCAACAGUUAGAAUACGCAAUCAGGUAUGAAAAAAUGCACUGCACCCUCCCUCCAAAGGGGGUGUCGUUUCAAUUGUAA
This is a messenger RNA of Anopheles arabiensis, 3218 nucleotides long. It is a transcript of the gene wap, whose product is annotated as DDB1- and CUL4-associated factor 7. NCBI's taxonomy places the organism in Eukaryota, Metazoa, Arthropoda, Insecta, Diptera, Culicidae. The coding region runs from base 1349 to 2383 and encodes 344 amino acids. The transcript is spliced from 4 exons. Gene Ontology annotation, molecular function: protein binding. Gene Ontology annotation, cellular component: nucleus. The record is from RefSeq and is a predicted model, not a curated record.